GACAGUCUUCCGUGAGUCGUGGUGCAGGUGACACGGAUUCUACCUGGUUGAUCCUCAGUCUUGGUUCCUGAGCACCACACUGUCUGCGUGUCGGCGAGAUGGCUGGCGGAGCGAGGCGAGGCUGGAUAGCGGCAGUAGCGGUAGCGGCUAGUGUCCUCAUCAUUUUGUGCCACUCUGCUGCCGCGCGCCAGGCUCUAAAAGGGGAUCCAGGACUGCUAGGGGACUCAGGGCAAGACUUGUCCCACUAUGCUGCCUCUACCUCCGUCAAGUCCCGGUCCAAGAGAUAUUUCCUGGCUUUCCCCUCCUCGUCCACCCUCACCUUCAACAACAAGAUUAAGGUGCCGCUCUUCAGCAAGUUCAACGACAACAUCAAGGGAGUGUUCAAAGGGUUCAUCCGCGUGGCCUACACCCUGCCGAGCGAUACCGUCACGCUGGGCCGAGCCGCCAUCGACCAGGACCGCGUGCACACCUACACCUCCCUCGAGUCCCUCUUUUCUAAUUUGGGAGUCAACGGGCACCAGUGUUUGCUGAAAGCCAUCUGUGAAACCGCCGAGGAACCCGCCGAGGACUACGGUCUGGUGGGACAGCUGCUCGACCUUGUGCUGGCACCUAACCACGGACUACAGACGGCGAAAGAAGCGCUGUGGGAGUACUCGGCUGCGGAGAGCUACGGGCGGGAGGUGGGCAACUGUGACCUGGCUUACUCCACCUGCCCCCUCAACUUGCUCGAACUACUCACCGCCGGCCUGUCCGUCCUGCAGGGGUCUGUGGAUGGUGGCUCCCUCUUCUGAGGAAGCAAGAAUAAGCUAUACAUACUCGCCGUGAAAGGAAGGACCGACUGUAGAAUAUAGUAGUACUAGUAGUAGUAGUAGUAGUAGUAGUAGUAGUAGUAAUGAUAUUUAGUGUUGCUGCUUAUAUCAUUAUUAUCAUUAUAACAUAAUGAUUUUCCUAUUGUUAGUUUGAGUACAGUAUAGUAAGUAGAAAGUAAAAGACGUAUAGAAAAUAUUAGUAAAGAAUAAAUAAUGGGUAUAUACAAAAUUAAUAAUAUGAUCUUCCUCCGCCUCGUUUUCCUUCAGGAGAGAAUUCUAUCUACGUAGAUUGAAGUAGUAGUAGUAGUAGUAGUAGUAGUAGUAGUAGUAGUAGUAGUAGUAGUAGUAGUGGUAGUAAUCGUAGUAGUAGUAGUAGU
Portunus trituberculatus (swimming crab) is the source of this 1186-nucleotide messenger RNA. RefSeq lists its product as uncharacterized. The record is from RefSeq and is a predicted model, not a curated record. Bases 99 to 791 code for a protein of 230 amino acids. The transcript is spliced from 5 exons. Lineage: Eukaryota; Metazoa; Arthropoda; Malacostraca; Decapoda; Portunidae.